Molecule: messenger RNA, 1408 nt
Organism: Musa acuminata subsp. malaccensis (wild Malaysian banana)
Lineage: Eukaryota; Viridiplantae; Streptophyta; Magnoliopsida; Zingiberales; Musaceae
Product: immune-associated nucleotide-binding protein 9
Molecular function (GO): GTP binding
Source: RefSeq, a predicted model, not a curated record
AGUCUGGCGCCCGAGUCGCGCUCCUCAUCCGACGAACCACGCCAAGAGUGGACUGGUGGACGGCAAUCGCAAUCGCAAUCUAUCCCCUUUUAUCGAUCGCUGGCACUCGUUGGCUUCUCCUUCGCAUCGAUCUCUCCUCGCGCGCUCAAUUCAAUCGAUCGAGUUAUUUUAGGUUUUCUAUCUCAUGUUGAGUGGAAGCAGCAUGGAUGAUGAUUGGGACUUUACUAUCUCAACCAGUUCUGUUAAUACCUUGGUUCUAUUUGGAAAAACUGGCAACGGUAAAAGUGCCACAGGAAACAGUAUUCUUGGUAGGGAGGCAUUCUUGUCAAAGCCUAGCUUGUAUGGUGUAACGAAUACUUGCGAAUUGCAAAGCACUAUGUCGAGGGAUGGCCGUGUCGUGAAUGUCAUUGACACCCCAGGACUAUUUGAUCGUUCUGAUGAAUCUGAGGCCACUAGUAAAGAGAUUGUUAGAUGUGUAAAUUUGGCAAAAGAUGGCAUUCAUGCAAUACUAGUGGUUUUUUCUGUUAGAUCACGUUUUUCCCCUGAUGAAGAGGCUGCAAUUGAAAGUCUAAAAACAUUUUUUGGUGAGAAAAUUCUGGACUAUAUGAUUGUCGUUUUUACUGGUGGAGACGAUUUAGAAAGUCAUGGACAAACUCUUGGGGAUUUCAUAGGUUAUAAGAAGCAUCGGUCCCUGCAGAAGUUUCUCGAAUCUUGUAGACACAGGAUUGUGCUUUUUGAUAACAAGACUAAGAAUGAGACCAAACGAGCUGAGCAGGUGCGGCAGCUUCUGUAUCUUGUGGACUCUGUGAUUGCAAGCAAUGGUGGAAAACCAUUUUCCGAUAAGCUUUUUGAUGAACUAAAGGAAGGAGCUUUGAAACUCCAUCGUAAAGAAACAGUGGUUGAAUCUUUGGAGGGUUACUCUGAACAACAGAUUUCUGCAUUGAAGGAAGAAAUAUACAAGUCAUACGAUGAUCAACUUGCACGAAUAACUGAAAUGGUUGAGAAUAAGUUGAGGCAAACGGUAGAGAAACUAGAGAAGCAGUUGGCUGAAGAGCAAGCUGCACGACUAGAAGCAGAGAAGAUUUCUCAGGAAGCCAGGACGAGGUGGGAUGAAGAGAUUAGUAAGCUUAGGGAGAGCCUGGAGAAUGCUAGGAGGGAUGCUGAAGAAUUCCGAAUGCGUGCAGAGAGUAAUAAGAAGUGUAUCUUCCUGUGAACUCAAUCUCAUCAGGCAGGCAGUUAUCUCUACCUUGUGUCUUUUGAUUAUAUCUAGCUUUUGGGCCUUUCCAUGAGAACUUGUUAUAUAUGUUUUUGGGGAAACAAUUAUGUAGAUACAUUAUAUGCAUGUGUGUAUGUAUAUAUUUGACAGUCUAAAUUGUGUAGAGUUAUUUGGCCUUGUCCUCGUGGUUUA